AUGUCGACUUCGCCCAACGUGCUUGCAGGCAAAGACUGCCAUACUUGCAACCGCCGCCGCAUCCGCUGCGACCGCACACUCCCCACGUGCGUCAAAUGCAACAAUAAGCGCUUGGACUGUCCAGGCUAUGGCAAUCGACUCCGAUGGGUAUCUGUGGCCACGCACGAUCGUGCGUCUCCGCCUGAUGGAAAACGUGGUUCGGCCACUAAGGUUUCUUCCCCUGAUGGCGAGCCCAUCAUACCCGUGGAGCCUUCUUUGCUAGAUGCAAGUGUGCCAGCGCUGCCGGUCCACAGUCCGGAGGCAUUACCGCUGUCGAUAUCGAGACAGCUUUUGGAGUUCUACUCUUCCAAUAUUGCCCCCCUCAUGGUGUGGCUGGACUCCACGCAGAACGAAUACAAGCGACUGGUGGUUCCUCUUGCCGAGACGCAGCAAGUGCUUCGACUCGCGGUCAUGGCGAUCGCGGCGGCGCGUGCACCGCAUAGUUUCGACGUCGACGAAGGCUUCUCCCGUCGAGCAUACGAGGCUGCACUGCGAUUGAUCACCGAGCGCGUGCGGGAGAUGACUGACGUCGAGUUCCGCGAUCAAUCACCCAUUGAUGUGCGCAUGACCGCCAGCACCAAUGAAGCAACGCUUGCUGCUAUGCUCAUACUCUCCAACCACUCUCUUCUCGGGGCUGAGAUAAGCCAAGCGCAGCUCCAUCGGCAUGCAGUCCGCAUCCUGAUCAAGGCAAUCGCCUACACCGGCACUUCAGACGAGGAGCUAUUCGACUUCCUCCAGAACCAGGCGGCCAUUCACGACGUCUUGGUCUGCACGACGAUUUUCGACCCGGAGUAUAUCAGCCAAGCGACACUGCCGAUAUUCAAGCAGGAACAAGUCAUGUUCGGCCGCUUUCUUUCCUAUGUGCACCACAUCACGACCUUAUCCAUCACAGAGACAGAACACCCAUCCAUCGGCGAGCUCGAAGACGGGUUCGAACUCGCGUCUUCAUCGACCAUCAUGGCCGCGGCCGCGAUGCGCGCACGCUCCGGCCGACCCAUCACCGACGACUUCACCCGCAUCGUCCGCAUCUACCACCACGCCGGGAUCCUCUACGGGUGCAAGCGGCUCCGCAUCUCCAACGAGGCCCUACACGAAGAAUACCACACCUCAAGCCUGUUCCGUCUGUUCGACCAGUUCGAAGAUCUCGGCACGUCGCUGUAUAAUCUCGCUUGGCCGAUCCUCGUGGCGGGAAUCUGUAGCUGGCCGAAUAUCGAACGGAUCCGUCUGGUGCGGUUUCUCACAAAGGUCAUGCUCGAGAAGACCGAGUUCUGGUAUUACAGCAGGAUCGCGGCUUUUCACGAGGAGUUGUGGGAGAGCGCGAAGCCGGACUGGAUCAGACUUGCUGCGGAUUGGGAGAGGCGUGGGUUGCAGAUCAUUGCGGUGUGA
Molecule: messenger RNA, 1425 nt
Organism: Exophiala bonariae
Lineage: Eukaryota; Fungi; Ascomycota; Eurotiomycetes; Chaetothyriales; Herpotrichiellaceae
Exons: 2
Coding region: 1-1425 (474 amino acids)
Biological process (GO): positive regulation of transcription by RNA polymerase II
Cellular component (GO): nucleus
Molecular function (GO): DNA-binding transcription factor activity, RNA polymerase II-specific; zinc ion binding; transcription cis-regulatory region binding
Source: RefSeq, a predicted model, not a curated record